UUGUUUGAAUACUUAAAAAUAUUCAUACAGUUAAUUAUGCUCCACAGUAUUUCUUCCUUUUUAUGUUUAUACUUAUUUCAAUCCGCAAUAGCACAAUGUUUACACUUCCUAUGUCAAUCAGCUACUUCUGUCAUGAACGGCCAUCCGUAAUCGUAGUAGAGAACAGUAUAGAAGAUAAAAUUAUUUAGAGGAUUAUGGUUCCUUCAUAACUUUGUCAUGUUACCCUUGUAAACUAGCCUUUUACUUCAAGUCUUUCCUGUAGUUUUAGCCUACGCUAAAACAAGUUUACUUUCUAGUUGUCAAAUUACUCACGGUCAUAUUUAAAUUUACCAUUGCACGUGGUACUGCAGUUGUUCUGAUUUGUGAUCCAUUAUGCGUCGUCGGUGUCAAUAGAAUUGAAUAUACUACAUGUGACAAGUGUUAAAAGAAAAUAUAGUGCGGGAAUUUAUUAACGCUUUUAAUUAAUAUACAACAAAAUGAAGAACAAACCAACACGUCACAAAGAAACAAAUUCUUUUAAGUUUAAACCAUUUUCUGAAAGAAUAGCUGAUAUUGAUGUAGACGUCUUUCACCGCGUAGCUCAUCGCAAUGAAAUUAACGAUGAUGAGAAAGAAACGCAUUUUUAUCAAGCUCUUCAAAAGUGGAAUGUUCUUAACCUCACUGAGAGGUACAGCUAUUUUAAAAAAGAAGUUAAAGAUAUUGUCACACUACCUCAGCUAUUGAAUAGUAAGCAGCAUGUCAUUGACACGCUUAUAAAAUACUUGCGAAUGAAGGAUGUGCUAUUUCUUCAGCCAAUUUUGGAGCUAGUGGUAGCCUUAGCAAGGGAUCUUCAAAAGGAUUUUUAUGAAUAUUUCCCAGAAUUCUUGGCUGUUAUAAUUGAUUUACUACAGACCAAAGAUACAGAACAGCUGGAGUAUACUUUUACAGCAUUGGCAUAUUUGUUUAAAUUUUUAUGGCGAUAUUUGAUUAAAAAUGUGGGAACUGUCUUUGAUCUCCUGUUGCCGUUACUGGCAGAUUCACAACCAGAAUAUAUGAAUAACUUUGCUGCUGAAAGUUUUGCCUUUGUUGUGAGAAAAGUCAAAGAUAAAGAUGAAUUUUUGAGAUUGGUCUUAACAGUUCUUGAGGAACAGCAGGCCAAUAUACCAGGAUGUAGCAAAUUACUGUUUGAAGUUGUGUCAGGGACACCUGGACAGUUUCAUUCUUGUGCUGAGCAUAUGUUAAUGCUUUAUUUUGGAACAUUACAAGACACUGCGGUCAAUAAAACAGUACUGUACAAUAUUUUGGAGCAAAUCCUAAAUUGUAUAUUAAAUGCGAUACAUCCUCAAAAAAGUGAAAUACUUUGGACCGUGCUUUUGCGAAUUAUUGAUCAGAUUAUAGAGAAACAAUCAACUACGGAGGAACUAAUACAAAGAGACACAAACUUGUGUCUCAUAUUAAAAUUUUUACACCAAAUUAUCGAACAUAAAGGUGGAAAGAUGUUGGUGAACCCAGUUCCUGUAAUAAAGAAAAUUGUACAGAUGAUCGAUUUUGCCAGAGAGAAUAAGGAAAUUCUUGAAGAACUAAGUAAUAUAUCUGCUGCAAUUCUGUUAGCAUCGAACAUUAAGCUUAUGCAAGAAAAUUCGAGUCAUCUUGCCCUCAAGAUAUUAUCUAUCAAGGACAUUAAUAUCUUAUACAAAGUGGUUGAGCAACUUAUAUCCUAUUCUUCUUUUGAAACUUUAGUACUGCCAUAUAUAUUGCAGCACAAUAUUCACACAGGAUUUAAUGGUCAAAUACUUCGGUUAUUAGCCAAGAUAAUUAUUGAAAAAGCUGCACCAUCCCUCAGUGGAGGUAAUUUGGAGAAGUGGAAAAGGUAUCCAUUGGAUAUUCGUGCAGCUCCUAUGGAAACGGCAAACUACAUUCAGAACAACGUAGAAUUAUUACAAGAAAUUAAUAUCUCAGAUAAUGCCUUAAGAACUCUGAUAAUUUUACCUCAUUUGAAUCCACUUCCAAAAGAAAUCGAUAAGACAUUAUCAAAAGGCAUCAUUUCUAUAAAUCAAAAAUUAUUUGAUUUUGAUGAUAAUUCGGCAUCAGAGGAAUUUGGAAAACUGAGCUUCGCCUUUCUACUGGCAGUGGAAACUGCUAUUCAUAUUUUAGAACCAAAUGCAUUUUAUGAUUUCAUCAUAAAGUCUGAUGUAAAACUGACUGAACUGUGUCAUAGGUAUAAAAGCAGUAGUAAUAUUUUAAAUAGCCUAGACUUAAUCUUAUCGCAUAUUCAUAAAUCACAGUAUCGAGACAACAUCAUCAACAAGUCAAUGUUUAUUGAUUUGAACAAAAAUCUUGCACCUUCAUUAGGAUCUCCGAUUCGCAAAGUUCGACUUACUGUGUCACAUCUGUAUUCAUUGUUUCAUGAUGUUGAUGGUCUUAUGAUUUCCACAGAAAUUACUGCAAAGAAUGCAUUACAACUUCCAUAUUUAGCUGAAAGUGAACUUGCCACUGUACACACCUAUCGAGAUAGACUAUUACACGUGCAAGCUCUUGCAUUUCAAAGUCAUGCAGUAAGCAAUUUAAAUCCAAGCUUUUAUGAAUUUCCCUUGUACUACUUGUUAGGAAACUUAUACAUCAAUUUCUCACUGCUCUGGGAUCCUGUCAGUAAAAUAAUUGCAACAUACGCUAACAAGGAGUGUGCUCAGUUUUGGCCAAUUUUCCUUGCCGAAUUAAAUUCUGUAAAUGCAACGCAAAUUAUUCAGUAUCAGAAUACAUAUGAUUGCGACGUUGUCACAGCAGUUGCAGCUGAAAUGAAUUAUAAUGAUGACAAAACCGAUGUUGAAAAUUAUAAACUUCUUUUAUGGAAAUGUAUGACGGGUUUCGUUGAAUUCUGCGAGACAAAAAACAGGGACUUGACUGGAUUAUUCAUCGAUUUUGUGGAUACGAAUUUCUUCAAAAUUAACUCAGAAGAUUCCAAGUCCUGCAAUAUAGCGAAACAUAAAGAAACAAUUGUUGUGGACAAUCAGCAGGAAGAACAUAGCGAUGAUGAUGAAAAAGAGGAGACUGUCAAUAAAUCGGAUUUUAAACCUCCCAAAUUUGAGAAUAGUCGAAAUUUUAAACUAAAAUAUCUCUUAGCACAGAUGGAGAUUUUUUCUAAAAUAUCUAAUCCGAAGACGUUGUACCGUGAAGCAGAAGUAUACAAGAUUUACUUGGAUCUACUGUCCUCAAAAAAUCCUCAAGUUCAAAAAGCUGCGCUUAAUUGUUUAAUGACGUACAAGCACAAGUAUCUUCAGCCAUACAAGGAGCACUUGUACAAUUUAGUCGACGAGAAGAAUUUAAAGAACGAGCUUGCUCGCUUUAAAAUCGACAAAGAAAGCAAUAUGAUUCAAGAAGAUCAUCGGGCAGGUCUUGUGCCAAUAUUGAUGCGAAUAAUUUAUGCCAAAAUGGUCAUGAAGACCGGAUUACGAACAGGUGGUAAAGGCGGAGGUCUCGCAAGGAGAACAAUAAUUCUUCGCUUCCUGGCUGGGAGUCAAGAAGAGGAAAUGAUGAUAUUCACUAAGAUGGCAUUCAAACUCUUCCAAAAAUACGUACCACUGGCAUUGGAGGAUGAAUUGAAUCCGGAAGAUUUAGUACAGAAUACAAUAAGUACAAUAGACUUGACUAGCGUGAUUCCGCCUAAACGCUUACAGAGUUCUGUGAAUCUUCUUGCUAUUGUGAUUGAGCAAUUUGGAGGUAAAAUGGCGAGUAAACUGCUACCUCGUCUACUAGGAAUUGUUUUCUGUAUUUUGGCACAAGUAACAGGAAUUUUAAGAAUGUCCGAUAACGUUCAUCAAGGAUACUUAUCGUCCAUCAGAAACGUACGCACUAGCAGCAUUGGUAUAUUAGCAAGAUUUUUUGCACACUUUGAAAAUUACGAAUGGACUUCUUCUGAAAUCGAUGCUCUGUUCAAUGUCGCGGUAUUUCCUUGGCUGGAGAAAUUACCUAUUGAGGGUAUUCAUAGUCCUACAGCUCUAUUAAAAUUAUUUGUAUCCUGGAGUCAGAAUUCGCGAUAUUAUCCUCUCUUAGUGAAGCAUCGUCAAGAUGAUCCGACAAUGACGCCAUUGCCAUACGUAAUGCGCCUUCUUCUGGGAGCCAAGACACAUCCAUCAGUGAUUAAGACUAUAGUCGAAAUGAUAGAGAAAAUGUUGACGCUAGAAGAUUAUGGAAAAGUCAGUGAUGAUCCUAAUCGGAUGGAAGUGGAUGUAAAAGCAUCUUCAUUGACUGGUAUAGUUAAAAACACAAUAAAUAUAGACCUACAAACUUUACCUCAAGGUAUAAAUUACGGAUCCGCUAUUCUGUUGCCACAUGUAUCUGACAUCCUUGAAUACAUCAAGAGAAAAUUGAAGAAAUCUAACAAAGGUGUUAAUAAAGCUGAAUUAAUGAUACUGUCGCGAGUAUCUGAGUUAGUAUCGGAUCCAGAAACUUGUGAUACAUUGCUUACUUUGGUCGUACCUAUUCUGAUAAAGAAAGCCACUCUAGGUGUAACGGAGGAAGUAAUAUUAGAACUCGUAACAACAGUUAUUAAUUUGACAAAGAAUGUAAAAAAGCCAGAAAUUCAUAUUAGAUCGAUAACACCAUUACUGAGUGUAAUCUCAGCUGCACCAGCUAGAAAGCUUUUAAUUCAACUAUUUGAAACUAUAUCAACGGCAUCAGCAGAGGAGUACCGGGAGAUUAUGAUACGAAAUUCCCAAUUGCUCGCUACUCUUAAUGCCUGGGAUCACAGGUGGAUUGAUCAACCAGAUUUUCAAAAAAGAUUGGAUGCUUUCAGUGAGAUAAAUGUGUUACUCAAGACAAAUUCAAUUAGACUGGAGUUUGGGGUUGCUAUUAUUUACAAUUGCUUUUUCUUCCUGAAGCAUGAAAAUGACUUAGCAUUACGCGAUGCAUCUGGUCAGUGUCUAAAAACAAUUGGCCCCGUGUUAGCCAAGGCGCACAAAGAUAAUAAUGUUGACAGAAAGUAUUUGAUAGACGAUACAAUACUGACUAUUGUCAGAAACGGUAUAAGAAGUAAAAAUGAAGUAGUACGAUUACAGUCCAUAGCCUUUUUAGGCCAGAUGGCUAUGGAAUGCCCUGACGUUCAUGCUGUCUUGAGGGACUUAUCACCUCUAACUAAUAAAGCUGAUCCUGAAGUGGAUUUCUUUGAGAACUUGCAACAUCUACAACUUCACAGAAAAGCUCGAGCAUUACUGAAGUUCUGCUCCGUAGCAAAAACUUUGAAGAAAUCACCAAAUCCUAAGACACUAACUCAAUUUAUUCUUCCUGUGGCGUCAUCGUAUUUAUGCAAUGAAUCCUUUGCGAAUAAAAACAGCAUUGUAGAUGCUGCUAUAGAAACUGUAGGUACCGUGUGCAGACUUUUACCAUGGCAUCAGUACGAAGUAGUAUUGAAAUUCUAUUUGGAUAAAUUAAGAUCAUCUGUAGAAUUUCAAAGACAAGUUGUUAGGAUUAUUGUUGCCAUUUUGGAUGCUUUUCAUUAUGAUCUCGCAAAAUACAAACCUUUAGACGAACCAAAGCAUACAGAGAAAAGUAUUGAAAGUGCCGAAAGCAAAACUGAACCCCAGGAUUUUAAAGAAGAAAUUUUAACUGAAGAAAAUAAUGAAGAAGAUAAUCAGGAGGAUGAAGCAAAAUUGGACGAAGCUUUGGAUAAAGAAAUAGUGCAUCAUGAUGAAGUAGAAGAGAAAGAUAAUGAGGAGGUCCAGCCAGAUAUACUCAUUAUGCAAAAGCAGAUAUUACUUUCUCAAUCAGCUGCAAGAAGAGUAGUUUUUGGUAUAUCAAAAGUAUUACUGCCACAACUGCAUCGUUCUAUCAUGGCACGGACUCAACAUGAAUCAAGUCACAAGGUGAAUAGGAGGAAAACUGGAGCUGAUAGAGAAGAAGAAGAACUUAUGAGAGUUCCUAUUGCUUUGGCUGUUGUCAAGUUAUUACAAAAACUACCUGAGGGAAUGUUGGAUAAUAACUUACCUGGCAUUUUGAUGAAGCUCUGCACUUUUCUUAAAUCUCGUUUGGAUUCCAUCCGACGCGUGACAAGAGAAACUCUCCAGAAGAUUAUGAUUACCUUGGGACCUAAUUAUCUGCAUCAUUUAUUAAGAGAAAUGAAUAGUUUAUUAACAAAAGGAUUUCAAAUUCAUGUACUAGUUUAUACUAUACAUGCUGUUCUAAUUUCUUUGAAACCCUUUUUCGAACCACUUCAUAUAAACAAAAAUUUACAAAGUAUAUUAUCGGUAUGCAAAGUCGACCUGUUUGGUUUGACAGCAGAAGAGAAAGAAAUCGCUGGUAUCGUGAAGAAUGUUUCUGAAGCAAAGUCUACCAAAAGCUUUGAUAUUUUCAAUAUACUGGGAAAAUAUAUAACAGAAUCCUGUUUAGUGGAUUUGAUUGUGCCGCUAAGGGAUGUACUGGUUAAAACACAUUCCUUCAAAGUUGUACGCAAAAUUGUUGAAUGCUUGAGACAUAUAGUUUUGGGAUUAGCAGACAAUACCUUUAUACCCGUCGAUAAGAUGCUUAUAUUUCUAUAUGGAAUAGUUUCUGAAAGUAUACCACAUCUUUUACCUACGAAGAAGAAUAACCCAUUAUCUGAAAAAGAGGCUCAGCUACAAACUAAAAAGAAACCUGACUGUUUCAUUAUUCAAGCAGAACCGAAAAGUCGAAUGGGCAUUAAAGCAGCAGCAAAGAUAUCCAUUAAUACUAAUGCUCAUGUUAUGAUUGAGUUUGGUUUAAAACUCUUUCAUGUUCUUCUUAAAAGAGAUCGCAUAUCUAAUGCUGAAUUUAAGCCAUACAUAGAUCCAUUUGUGCCAGUCCUGAGUGACUGUCUGAAAUCUCAACACGUGAAGUUAAGUGCUUUGACUCUACAGUGUCUAAACUGGAUACUCAAGAUGGAGUUGCCAUCAAUGAAAUCUUCAGUCUCAGAUAUUUGUACUUCCAUGUUUGGUAUCCUACAUAAGUAUGCUGCAGCCGGUUUAAGUAAAGGAGAUAAUUUCGACCUUGUAAUGGCUUCUUUCAAGUGUAUGUCUGUUCUCGUACGAGAUGUUAAACAUUUCACAAUCAGCAAUGAUCAACUCAAAGCGCUCGUGUUAUACGCUGAGCAAGACUUACAUGACUGUGACAAACAAGCUACGGCAUUCACUUUAAUCAAAGCGAUAAUAAGUCGCAAGAUGGUGAUUUCGGAAAUGAACAAUGUUAUGGAAAAGGUUGCAAUGCUGAGCAUCACGUCUGAACUGGACCACGUCAGGCAACAAUCGCGUUCUGUAUUUUAUAUGUUCCUUAUGGAAUAUCCUCUGGGAAAAAAAAUUGAGAAACAUUUAUCUUUCUAUCUGUCUCAACUAAGUUAUGAGCUGCAGCCCGGUCGGCUUAGUGCGCUGGAAAUGAUACACAGUAUCAUAACUGGAUUUCCUCUUAAAGUUCUUAUUAGACAAUCAGGAUUAUUAUUUUUCAUGGUUGGUGCAAGAUUGGUCAAUGACGAUGAUCCUACUUGCCGAAAACUUUGUGCAAAGUGUAUUAAAGAAAUGAUCAUUAGAGUUCCUCACAAUCAAAGAACCGUAUUGUUCGAUAUUGUACUUCUAUGGUUAAAGGAUACCAAGAUUUCACACAGACAAUUGGCAGCCCAACUAUGUGGUAUUUUUGUUACUGCUGAGAAAAAUAAUUUCGAAACACGUCUUCCAACUUUACUGCCCAUGGUAUUGAAACAAUUUUAUCCUGAUGGUGUUGACGAAUCAAAACCUGGACGCUUUGUAAAAUUGCGUAAGGAGACGGAGCACGUUAAACAUUUAGACGGGAACAGUGGAGAUCCGGAAAGGAUUCACGAUCAUCAUUUGUUCCAAGUUUUGCAAUUGUUGCUAAAAAUAUCAGCGAAUUGUCCUGAUUUCUUGAAAAACAAGGAUUACGAAAGUACUGUGCGCGGUUUUGCUGAACACAGUCAGUCAUUACUAGCUCAUCCUCAUUUAUGGAUUCGACUAGCUGCUUGUCAAUUACUUGGCUUCAUUUUGGCUGCUCUUGACAUUGAUCUUGUCGCCGAACACCUUAAAAAGCCCGACCAAUGUGACCCUGAUAGUGGUUACAUUUAUUGUGAUCCCAUCAAUACUAUUAGGAGUUUAGUUCUUGAUUUAGCUGCCCAAUUACACCCAGAGAUGACAUUCGAGGAAUUGGCCGAUCAAGUCGUGAAAAAUCUUAUUUUUAUCGCCAGAGUGAUUAAGGAUGUUGGAUCUAAGACUGCAAAAGAUGAAGACGAAAACGAAAUCGAGAAAAAUAGUAGUAACGAUAUAUCGCUUCUGUGGCUUGUCAAGAGAAUGCGAAAAGUUAUUAACAUAGAAAUAACGCAAGCGCCCAAAUCGACAGGCAUGAGAACUGCAGUGUUCAAAUGGUCCGCUGGAGUAGUAGCUACGAUACCAAUUGAGUACCUGAAACCAGUGCUCUUUAACAUUAUGUCUCCGCUGGUACGAGAAAUGUCAACGAUUGAAGAAUCUAACGCGCCACUUCGACAAUUAGCCAAAGAAGUUGCGACAAUGAUUAAGAAAAGAUUAGGAAGUGAAGAUUAUACAAGAAUACUCAGUAAUGUUCAGAAAAAAUUGGACACCAGGAGAGCAGAAAAGAAGAAGACAAGGACGCAACAGUUCGUCACCGACCCGGAAUUGGCAGCAAAACGGAAAAUCGCGAGGCAGCAAAAGAAAAAGGAGGCUAAGAAGCGGAAAAUGGACAGUAUGAAAGGGCGGAAACCGCUAAAAAAGAAACCAAGAAAAGACGUCGACUUAGAUGUAUUAUAAACUAGACUGUACCACUAUGUAAAUAUACUUUGUACAUGUAUAAAUCAAAUAAAAUGGUUCGAUAAAUA
Molecule: messenger RNA, 8818 nt
Organism: Cephus cinctus (wheat stem sawfly)
Lineage: Eukaryota; Metazoa; Arthropoda; Insecta; Hymenoptera; Cephidae
Product: small subunit processome component 20 homolog
Exons: 11
Coding region: 477-8750 (2757 amino acids)
Cellular component (GO): small-subunit processome; 90S preribosome; nucleolus
Source: RefSeq, a predicted model, not a curated record